AUGCUUUUGUUGAUCUGUUCCACUCCUUCGCUUUUACAAGGUCUAUUUUCUUUUCCUUGCUCUCCUGGUUUCUUUCAGCUGCUCGGCCUCAUCACAUUCAUCGUCGGCAUUGUUGUUCGCGUCACCGGCAGCUUUGGCCCAUUGGACUCGCAUCUGCCUGCCGUGCAUGAGGGUAAAAGUGAUAACAACUUCCAUCAUUCGGCCCACCCGCAGUCUCUAUUUUUCAUCUAA
Messenger RNA from Protopolystoma xenopodis, 231 nucleotides. Lineage: Eukaryota; Metazoa; Platyhelminthes; Monogenea; Polystomatidea; Polystomatidae. The record is from the annotation of a GenBank genome assembly.